Emiliania huxleyi CCMP1516 is the source of this 918-nucleotide messenger RNA. RefSeq lists its product as hypothetical. Lineage: Eukaryota; Haptophyta; Isochrysidales; Noelaerhabdaceae. Gene Ontology annotation, biological process: proteolysis. The record is from RefSeq and is a predicted model, not a curated record. The coding region runs from base 1 to 918 and encodes 305 amino acids. Gene Ontology annotation, molecular function: serine-type endopeptidase activity. The transcript has 2 exons.
AUGGCCAACACCUCCGCUAUGGCGUCAACGCCCCCGACGGGUCACCUUGGACCCGGCGCUGUGCGACCUGAGUACAUUGUCGGGGGCUAUGAAGCGCAGCGCUUCACUCACCCUUACAUGGCGAGGCUGUACCGCAACAAUCUGAAUGGCAACGUCGGCUUCUGUGGUGCAUCGACGAUUUCUCGCCUAUGGGUGCUGACGGCUGCGCACUGCGUCCUCAACAUGCAGCCGGCGGCCCUGCAUGUCGGCAUUCACCGACACGAUGUGGUCGCCUUGCAUACCUUUGAGGAUGACUGCGCCGAGAACAUCAGGGCGGUGGAGAUUGUCGUGCGCCCUGAGUACGAGGUUCAUACCUCUGUGUCUGCUGACAUUGCUUUGAUCCGGCUCGAGCGUGCGACCACUUGCUCCUUUGAUCAUCUUGGACUCGACGACGGGACUUUUUGGCCGCCAGAUGCGAUACCCCCGAUCCGCACUGCUACUGUAAUAGGGUGGGGCGCCACAGGCCAGGAUGCAGGGCAGGCGCGGUAUCUCAAGCAGCUGGAGACGACGCUGUUUAACGAGCUCGAGUGUUCGCGCUUUCUAAACAUGGGCUUCGACGGACACGACGGCCUGCAUGUUGACCACGGCGAGCUUUGCGCUGGCGUGUACGACCCAGACCUCCGUGGAUGGGAGCGCUACACCGACCUGGACGGAAUCUGCUCCGGCGACUCUGGCUCGCCGCUCUUUGUUAUCGACAAGGCGGGGCAGCGCAUUCAGGUGGGUGUAGUGUCCUCGAUUCUCACCUUCUGCGGCGACAAAACUGCGCCGGCCCUCUACGCUCGCGUCGCAGGACACAAGGAGUGGAUUAAACAGGCAGCGAAUGUAGUAUUGCAGACCCGUCAGAGUGGGCCCAUGGCGCAUAUUGGCGACGAUGCGUGA